UGAGCGGCGGCGGGCGGCGGCGGCUCAGUAGUGCCGCUGCCGCCGCCGCCAGCCGUGUUUACCCUGCACGUUGAGAUGGAGGUCAUCGUGAAGGUGCUAGUAACACUGCUGGUGGUGGCAGCUGGUGCUGCUGCUGCCACCUACGACAGCAUCAACAGGGAUGUGAUCAACAAGAAGGUGGACAGGAAGCUGGACAUAUCCUCACAGCUGCUCAAAAUUACCAACAAAAUCACGCUGGAGAACGGCGGCUCAGGAGCUGUCAGGUCGUUCCUGCUGGCCUUCACUCGUCAAGAAAAGGAAAAUUUGUCUUACUUAAAUGCUCAGGUGAGAACUUUGCUGCUAGGCCAAGUUGUGUGGAAGUUAAAUUAUAUUAAUAUAGUUUUAAUGUGUGAUGACUGUACUGACAUGAUGGCAUCAGUUCUGCCUUGGUCAUUGCUCGUGGAAUUAUGGCAUUUUUCUUUCAUCACCCUUGAAGACAGUUUUGAAGUGGUCAAUCCCUCAACCUGGAGGAGCAGUGUGAAACUGAAGCAUCAGAAUGAAGACCUUUAUAUUGCCAAAGGUGAGGCACAGAAAAUGUUGAUGCCAGAAGAGGCAGAGCUCACCAGUAGAAGUGAGAAUGUUGAGGUAGAAAUCAUCAUGACCCAGUUGCUUGAACCAUACCCAGCCACCAUCCAGCAAGGAGAGAAGCAGCUAGUCCGUUAUGCUGGGAAUCAUUACGUCCUCAGCCCUUACACUACCACAACCCAGACAACUACUGUUACACUUCCAUCUCCUAACAUUGAAUCCUACUCACGCCUCAAGCCCACUACCCACACAGACACUUCAAUAACAUAUGGCCCAUAUGAUGGUGUUGCUGGAUUCUCUGAGGAUCCCAUGAAUAUUCAUUUUGAAAAUAACUCCCCGUUUUUGGCUGUAACAAAGCUUGAACGUGUUAUUGAAGUGUCCCACUGGGGCAACAUAGCUGUGGAGGAAACCAUUGAUGUUUUACAUAUUGGUGCCAAGCUGAAGGGCCCUUUUUCACGUUAUGACUACCAGCGUGAACAUAACAGCUACUCUAGUAUUAAAUCAUUUAAAACAAUUAUGCCAGCAUCUGCCAAAGAUGUGUAUUAUCGUGAUGAAAUUGGGAACAUCUCCACAUCUCACAUGCGUGUUCAAGAUGAUGCAGUGGAAUUGGAUUUGAGACCCAGAUUCCCAUUAUUUGGAGGUUGGAAGACCCAUUACAAAAUAGGCUACAAUGUUCCUUCAUAUGAGUACCUCUAUAGCUCUGGUGAUCAUUACAUUCUGAAAAUGCGCAUUCUCGACCACGUGUUCGAUGAUUUUGCUGUGGAUGAAUUGGUGGUGAAAAUUAUCCUUCCAGAGGGAGUACGCAAUAUUGUGCUCGAAACACCAUACCCAGUCGAGCGGCUGCCAGACACACUGCACUUCACGUAUCUCGACACAGUUGGCCGGCCGGUGGUUUCUGUGACAAAGCGGAAUUUGGUGGAAAGUCACAUACAAGACUUCACACUCCAUUACCAAUUUCCUUCUAUACUCAUGUUACAAGAACCUCUGCUUGUUGUUAUUGCAUUUUUCAUUCUAUUUAUUACGGUUAUUAUUUAUGUUCGUCUAGACUUGACCCUUAGUAAAGAUGAUGCAACAGAAGCCAAGAUGCGGGUGUCUUCAUAUUGUGAGCAGGUGCACACUCACCACGACAAGAGAGCUCGUCUCUAUGAGAAAUUGGAGGAAGAAUUGCAGAAGCUCAAGAGCUCUAAAGAUGUAGCUCAGUCACAGACUGCAACAAAGAAGAUUCAGGCCACCAUUCGUGAUGAAACUCAAGCCAUCGCUGACAUUGGUGCCAAGAUUCGUGCUGAUAGUGCAGAGUAUGCUGAGAAGGUAUUAGAAUUGCAGAAAUUGGACAAGAUUCUUCGUGAUAGUGUGUUGCAACAGCUGACCAAUGUGGAGAAGCUGGUUGCUGGAAAGAUGAGUAAACAGCAGUACAUGGACGCUGAUGCUCCUUUACACAAGAAGAAAGAGGAGGCCUUGGAGAAAAUAAAGUCAAUUCUUGGGAACAUCUAAUAAUCUAGUGUCUGCAUUAAGGAUUUAGUGUUAUUGUCAUUGAUGCCAUCCCAGCCUGGUAGCUGGUCACCAUUAUUAAAGAUGGCAUCAAUGUUCCUACUCAUUGCCUAAAUGUCUAAUGACAAGUUGGACAGCAUGUUAAUGCACUUCAAAUUAACUUGAAAUACUUCCUACAUUUGUAAAUCAAGUAAGGAUCUUCGCUGUGUGGAAAAGUGUGGUGAUUUGUAAAGUUUUGAAGAAUUAUUGCUGCCUAGUCCAUAUAUUUAGAAAUAGUACUGCAACUACAUUCCUUUAAAGAAUUGUGUGAUUUAUUUGACGUGCUUACUAUAGCAGUCUUAAGGACUUCAAAGGGAGUUUUGUCCACAGGAAGGGCUGUUAAUAAAAUAUAGUAAUAAUG
Molecule: messenger RNA, 2452 nt
Organism: Cherax quadricarinatus
Lineage: Eukaryota; Metazoa; Arthropoda; Malacostraca; Decapoda; Parastacidae
Source: RefSeq, a predicted model, not a curated record